Messenger RNA from Triticum dicoccoides, 1480 nucleotides. RefSeq lists its product as uncharacterized. The transcript is spliced from 2 exons. The coding region runs from base 52 to 1209 and encodes 385 amino acids. The record is from RefSeq and is a predicted model, not a curated record. Lineage: Eukaryota; Viridiplantae; Streptophyta; Magnoliopsida; Poales; Poaceae. Gene Ontology annotation, molecular function: protein binding.
CACUCUGCCGUGCCCAGCGGCACGGUAGAGGAGCCGGUUCCCCUGCGCCACAUGGCUCCGGCGGCCGCCACCAUCGCCGUACUCGGCGACGACAUCCUACAGGAGGUCUUCAUCCUCCUCCCAACCCCCGCCGACCUCCUCCGCGCGGCCCUCGCCUGCCAGCCUUUCCUCCGGGUCGCCCGCAGCGAAGCCUUCCUCCGCCGCUUCCGCCACCGCCACCCCUCAACCUGCCCGGUCAUCCUCGGAUGCCUCCUCUACCGCCCCGGCAAGCGCCGCGGGGCCAGCGCCCCUUACCUUCUGCCCGCCGACCUCCUCCGCGCCACGCACCGCACCAUCAAGGGAGGAGACUUCGCCCUCUCCUUCCUCCCCCGCCGCGGCCGGCCGGAUGGCCCCGGCACCCCGUGGCGGCUCCUGGACUGCCGCAACGGCAGCCUCCUGUUGCGUAACGGGGCUUCCGGAGAUCUCGCGGUCGCCGACCCGUUGACCCGGCGCUGGGUCUCGCUCCCCGCGCUCCCCGGUGGGCGCCGCGUAGGGUACGCCCUCGUCGCCGACGACGGCGACUCUUCGGCCCUCAAGGCGGUAUGCAUUUCCCGACGCGCUGGAACCACAGAGCUGCGCGCCUUUCUCCUCUCCUCCGCUGAGCUCCGGUGGGACGACGUGGGUGGCCUCGCGCAGCAGCCCAAUCUCGCUGGAUCCCGCGCGAUGCAAGCGAAACGGUCGCUGUACUGGAAGCUAAUGGGUGGGAGGCACAUGCUGGCGCUCAACACCGCGACGAUGGAGCUCACCGUGCUGGCGCUCCCGCCUUUCUUGCGGGAGCAGAGUUUCGACGUCAUUGAGAAGGGGGAGGAUGGCACCGGUAAGCUCUGUGUGCUCACUAUGCGUGGAUUAUGCAUUGAGGUUUGGAACGGUGAGGAUGACGGCGCCGGUGGGCUGACAUGGACACUGUUGGAAAAGUCGGUGAGAUUCUAUGGGGCGAUGGAACCGAUGAUUCUUUCGGAUCCUUUGGACCAGACUCCACAGGGCGAGGUCAUCGGGGUGGCUGCUGGUGUGGUGUUCUUGCGCAGCGGCAGUUGUCUGCUCUCCAUUCAUCUUGAGACCAUGAAGAUGACGAGGCUGUCUCUGGACGUGAAUUGCCCGUCUCCGCUGAUAUAUCCUUACACGAUAGCAUGGCCGCCAGCGUUCUUGAACCCUACUGAACAAGGUGCUUGAUAAGGAAUGUGAAGCUACAUUUCAGCUUAUGAUGAUUAUGUGGCAGAGCUGUUAUUGGAAAAGGAUGUCAUUUGAUCAUCCAUAUGAAUUCUUGAGACAUGAUAGCCGCGAACCUGCUCUAGUUGUCCUUAUAUGUUUUAGCCUCGUAUCAUGUAAUUAGUUGUGCUUGCAGUCUUAGUUGGUGUGUUGUGUUCUGCCACCAUUAUGUGUAUGGUCACUCUAUUGCCUGAGGUUAUAAUUUCGGAAUAUAGUAUUUAGCAUGCUUUUGUGA